AUGGAUACUAGCGACGCCGAGGGAGACGCGGCUGAUCCCGACGACAGGCCGACAUGUAUCACACCCCCUGCGACAGGGCUUCAGUUUCUCCGCGCUGUGCAUGCAGAUAACGCUCGCGAUGAGGAGGAGCUGGGCGAUGGCGGUACCGAAUGGAUGCGCCGUCCUGGCAAGGAAAGUGGCGGCAUGGAAGAUGCGUACGACGAUUGGUGUCCUUCUCCGCGCCCGAUGAAUGACGCUGCUGAGUCCGACGGUGUUGAGGAGUGGAUCGCCUCGCCGCGAAACGAGGUUGCUGCAGAGCCGGCUGAAACGGUUGCAACGCAGGUCGUCGAUGCGGCCACUCCUGAGUCAUCCGGUUCAGUCGCUGUGAAGAAGCGACGGUACACGCAGCAGGUUUUGCAGUGGGGAACACCGCCUCCGAAGCCCGUCGCUCCACCUCCCCGUGCUGCCCCACCCCCCAUUCGUCCCCUUACAGACGAGGAGAAGAAGGAGAAGGCGUACCUGAAGGCGCAGAAGAGCUACAAGUCUGAUUGGCUGCCGAAGUUUGACUGGCUGAUUCUGGACAAGACGCCAGAGGGUGACCCGUGCCUGCGCUGCAGUGUCUGUAUGGAGCACGGGAAGGACAACGCGCGUUACGGUCGCAAUGGCGCUGGCGGUCGUGAUCUGCAGAUCGGGUCGAUGCGGUGGCACGAGAACAGCGCGAAGCACGAGGACGCCAUGAACAAGCAGGCAAACCUUCUGCAGAAGAUCGUGGACCAGAAGAAGAUUGAAGACUUCGCGAAUGGAGAUCCGGAAGGCUGUCGCGUCGCGGUACUCAUGCGCGCCAUGCGUUUUGUGUGCCGUACCGACACACCCAUCCACAUGUACCCACAGGUCGUGCAGCUUCUCGCAGAGGAGGGGGUCGCCAACAUUCCGCAACAAAGCUAUGGAGUGUACAUCACGCACGAAGCACUUGCUGUGAAGGAGACGGCCGAAGCCGAGCAGUUCCAAGAUUUCCGGAUGGUAGACAAGGCCAUCCGUGCAGUGGGCGAGAUCGUGGGGAGAUCCACGCCGUGGUACGAGCGGUUCAAAGAGCUCCAGAUCGUGAUCCACAGCACCAACCUCGAGCACCAGGGACUGUUCGACGUGCGCUGGCUCUCCCGUGCCGAUGCGGUCAACCGGCUUGUCAAGAUUUUGGGGUCGGCAAUCGUGCUCUUUCUGGAGUACAAGCACAAGAUCGCCUCGGUUGUGGAGGUGACGCAAGUCACAGAGGAGGUCGACCGUGUGGUGUCCCUCAUCGAGCACCGCUACAUCGACUACGAUGGUGGUUUCGGGGCGGGUUUGAGCCCCAUCCUGUCUCCAUUCAUGGCACGUGUCAAGAAAGGGGACAAGAAGGUGAAGGUGGACGGCGUGGACGCUAGCGGCAUACCCGUCAAGCACACCUUCGAGCUCAGCGAGCUGCAGGACAAGAAGCACAAGUUCGGCGGGACGCUUGCAGAUUGCGUGAAGUUGGGCAAGGCCUUCGCCCGCGAGGUCGUGUACAACCUGAAGCACCGCAUGCGAGACCUUCGUCGAAUGGGCGGCUUGAAGCUUUUCAGGGUGGACAAGUGGCCAGCGAAUCCGGACACGCGUGUGAGACGUUGUGCCACGUGGCUCCGCGAGAACUCUAAACUCUUCGACCACCAGCUGCCAGAUGUCGUGGACAUCUGGCGCAAGCAGAAGAAGAGGCGGCCUACAAAAUCCCCUGCACCCUUCCAACCAGCCAAUGACAAGGGCGGGCCAGAGGCCAGUUCGGACGACGAACGGGAGGAUGACGUGGCUUACGAUGAGUGA
Closterium sp. Naga37s-1 is the source of this 1809-nucleotide messenger RNA. The record is from the annotation of a GenBank genome assembly. NCBI's taxonomy places the organism in Eukaryota, Viridiplantae, Streptophyta, Zygnematophyceae, Desmidiales, Closteriaceae.